CCGCCGAGCGGAGCGAUGGGCAACACGGUGCACAAGACCCUGGCAGACACAAGCCACCAGACCCGCUCCGUCUCCAGCCGCCCCUACUACAGUUUGCCCAACAGCAGCCAUGAGAGACGCUCAGUCCUCACUAUCACGGAGCCGCCGCGUUUCCACUCCCAAGCCAAAGGCAAGAACGUGCGUCUGGACGCUCACUCCCGCAAGGCCACGCGGAGGAACAGUUUCUGCAACGGGGUCACCUUCACCAACCGGCCCAUCCACCUCUACGAGAAAGUCAGGCUGAAGCUGGUGGCCGUGCACCAUGGCUGGAGCGGGGCCCUACGCUUCGGCUUCACCAUUCAUGACCCAUCGCAGAUGAGCUCUGACGAGAUACCAAAGUACGCCUGUCCGGACCUAGUGACCCGACCUGGAUACUGGGCCAAAGCUUUGCCAGAGAGGUUUGCUGUGAGGGACAAUAUCUUGGCCUUCUGGGUUGACCGUCAUGGGAGAGUCUUCUACAGUAUUAAUGAUGAGGAGCCAAUAUUGUUUCACUGUGGUAUUAAAGUUUCCGGUCCUCUCUGGGCACUCAUAGACAUCUAUGGAAUUACCCAUGAAGUGCAAAUACUAGAUAGCAUGUUUGCAGAGACCAUGACCACUGCCCGUCUCAGCACUGCCCGUCUCAGCACUUGCCUUCCGCAGAGCAACCAUGAUUCAGCCAACUUCAAUAACAAUGAACUGGAGAAUAACCAAGUGGUGGCCAAAAUUGCAAACCUAAACCUAAGUCGGGUACCAGGACUUGCGACAGACAACCACAUCAUCCCUUGUUGCCCAAACCGACGGCAGCGUGCCCAGGGGGUCCCAGCCUUCCUGGACACAGACCUGCGAUUCCACCCCACCCGCGGACCUGACAUCACCUUUUCUCAGGACCGGAUGGUUGCAUGCACCAACUGGCAAGAAAGCAAUAGGACUUUGGUGUUUUCUGACCGGCCUUUGCACAUCGGUGAAAGCCUCUUUGUGGAAGUAGGACAUCUUGGGUUGCCAUACUAUGGGGCCCUUUCAUUUGGCAUCACUUCUUGUGAUCCGAGUACUUUACGGACAAAUGAGCUCCCAGCAGAUCCGGACUUCCUCUUGGACCGCAAGGAGUACUGGGUGGUUUACCGAGCGUUCCCGGUCCUCAACAGCGGCGACAUUCUCAGUUUCAUGGUCUUGCCGAAUGGAGAGGUGCACCACGGGGUGAACGGAGCCAGCCGAGGAAUGCUAAUGUGCGUGGACACCUCACAGUCUCUCUGGGUGUUUUUUACAAUCCAUGGUGUAAUCAACCAGCUCAAAAUAUUGGGCACUGUGCAGUCCAGCCCAGUGACCGUCUCUCCCUCAGGAUCCCCCGGCGGCUCACAGUACGACAGCGACUCGGACAUGGCCUUCAGCGUCAACAGGUCGUCGUCUGCUUCAGAGUCGUCGCUCGUGACUGCUCCCAGCUCCCCUCUGAGCCCCCCCAUCUCUCCCGUCUUCCCCCCUCCGGAGCCAUCAAGCAGCAAGAACGGGGAAUGCACCGUCUGCUUUGACAGUGAGGUGGACACGGUGAUCUACACCUGUGGACACAUGUGCCUCUGCAACACCUGUGGUCUUAAGCUGAAGAAGCAGCUCAAUGCCUGCUGCCCAAUCUGUCGACGGGUCAUCAAAGAUGUUAUUAAAAUAUACCGCCCUUAGUGCCCGGCUCGGGCUGUAGGAAGGGGGAACGCCGCUAGCAGUAACCAUGCCUUUCCGUCCCUGCUUAUGGGUUAUCGUGCUGGUCAGUCGUUAUCAAGUGGCUCGUUAUCUGUGUUUCCUUAUUUGACUGGUAGGGCACAAUUCAGGGAUAAAAUUGAGCUGAGGAUCACGUGGGGCCCAAAGGCACGGCUGCCAUGUGCCCAUGGGCGAAUCCGGGGAAUCGCGGUCUGGACCCGACCCAGCUGCAAAUGAGAAAUUUCCCGUGCAAAGGCUCUUUUUUUCCUCCUCCUCCUCCGGAGGAGGCUCGCUCUGGUUUGGAUCAGGAAGGGGAGGUUGCCGCUUGGUCAGUGCCAGGUGCCACUGGGCUUCCCAACCCCAAAACCCCAACAGCUCUGGGCUGCUGCCAGGUGCUUGUGCUGUGGUGGAACAAAAUUAGGACAAGGCCCAGUGGGACGGUUCAAAGUAGACAAAACUGAUCUGGAAAUGUCAUGUUCAUCCAUGUAAGGGGAACUAGCUAAGGCCAAAAUAGUAGCACAGCCAGAUUCUCACUUGUUUGGGUUUCGCCCCCCUGAACAGGCUUCUGGGGCAUGUGGAGAAGCUGGUCUGGACUUAUGUAAAGCAGCUUUUGCAUUCUGUGGCAGAGCAGGGACUUUUGGCCAGGGAGGCUGAGACCCGGGGAGCAGCCACAGGGUAGCAGUGAGGAGCACGAGCCCGCUGAGAGCCCCAGCCAACGCCAACUGCUGCAGCAGCAGUGAUGGAGCAGCGGGCAGCCCCGAUGGGCUGCUCAGGCACUGCCCGUAUGGCUGGCUGCUGAAGCCGUAAAUUGCAGCCUGUGGAUGAGAGGGGCGUUUGGAUGGGCACACUGCAAGCCUGGCUUAGAAAAAGCGCGGGACUGCCGCCAUCUGCAAUGAUGGUGUUUGUCGCCUCCAGGCACACAUGCCUGCGUUUUGCUCUGCUCCUCUUCACAGGUGUCAUAGCCGCCAUCUCGCACCGUCCUGCCUGGCUCGCCUCCCCUAGCCCUCCCCUGCAGCUAGUGCCACGGCAGGGCUCAGCCUUCCUCCCACCCCACCACAGGGACUUUUUGGAGCCUGCGGUGAGAAAUUAAUUUCUG
Molecule: messenger RNA, 2797 nt
Organism: Gymnogyps californianus (California condor)
Lineage: Eukaryota; Metazoa; Chordata; Aves; Accipitriformes; Cathartidae
Gene: NEURL1B
Product: neuralized E3 ubiquitin protein ligase 1B
Exons: 5
Coding region: 16-1686 (556 amino acids)
Biological process (GO): ubiquitin-dependent endocytosis
Cellular component (GO): early endosome
Molecular function (GO): ubiquitin protein ligase activity
Source: RefSeq, a predicted model, not a curated record